Cryphonectria parasitica EP155 is the source of this 759-nucleotide messenger RNA. RefSeq lists its product as uncharacterized. The transcript has 2 exons. The record is from RefSeq and is a predicted model, not a curated record. Bases 1 to 759 code for a protein of 252 amino acids. NCBI's taxonomy places the organism in Eukaryota, Fungi, Ascomycota, Sordariomycetes, Diaporthales, Cryphonectriaceae.
AUGGACGCCACCAGCACGCGCGAGACUUCACAGUCUCACGUCAACAGCACCGAUGCAGACACGCCUGGCAACAUCAGCGUCAAGUGUGCUAAUUGCUCCUCCGAUGCUGUGGCUUCCAGUAACUGUACUUCUCCUACCUUCGUAGUCAAUGGAGGCAACGUCACCAUCAACAUCUAUCACAGUCCCAGCGCGACCACAGCCGAGACAGUCGACGGUGACCUGUUGCAGGCUGUAGCAGCAGUAGGGGCCUGCGAGGGCAACGACAGCCGUUUGGAGCAUCGUCAACAGUCACAUGAGAAUAUCGAGGAUUUCGAGCCCGAGCUGGAUGACACUGGUCGUCUUCCUCAGGUCGUCGUCGACAACACCAAGGGACCUGUCCAAGCCCAAACCUCCUCAGACUGUCCCAGAGACUUGGAGGAUAACAACAUGGAGACACAGAGGCUCAGUUCCCUUUCUGUUAUCACCGAGUCUAAUUUGAAAUUGCGUCUCCGCAGAUGUCACCUGUGCAAGUCAGACUUCAACGACAAGAGCAACGUAGCCCGUCCUGACGGCUCCGCCCCUUGUUCCUACCAUUCUGGUACUCUCAAUCGUGGCAUCGGCGGCCUCGAGUGGACCUGCUGUGGUGAGCGCCCGAUCACGGUCGACGGCCGCUCUGCCUUGAAUAUCUGCUCGCCAGGCUGCGUGGGAGUGUAUCACCAGGAUAAGAACGAAGCUUGGGACCCCAAAACCUUGACCAAGUACGAGCCGAGACGUUUCUGA